Lasiosphaeria miniovina is the source of this 1067-nucleotide messenger RNA. RefSeq names its product putative glutathione S-transferase. The transcript has a single exon. Bases 277 to 960 code for a protein of 227 amino acids. Lineage: Eukaryota; Fungi; Ascomycota; Sordariomycetes; Sordariales; Lasiosphaeriaceae. The record is from RefSeq and is a predicted model, not a curated record.
GCGGGUCUCCGGAUAGGGCUGGUAGGGUCAGUAGGGCCAGUCUAGUGUCAAGAGGAUGAAGGAAGGAAGAGGGUGCGGAAGGGCCAAUCACUUUGCUUUGCUUGUAUCCGGCUCAAGUUGGGUUCUCUUCUCUAUAUAAGACGUCUCUUAUUUCUUCCGGAUGCUCUCAUUUUGCCUAGUUCCCAUGCCUCCGUGUCUAUCUCAUUGCCCCUAAAAUCCACCCGGGAACCAACAACCCAGAUAAUUGUGUCAUUUUACUCAAGCUAUUCCCCAGCCAUGGUCCUCACGAUUCAUCAUCUAGGUGUCAGCCAGAGCGAGCGCCUGCUCUGGCUGUGCGAAGAACUGGGUGUCAAGUACGAACUCAAGACGUACAAGCGGGCACCCUUGCUGGCACCGCCCGAGUAUAAGGCGCUGCACCCGGCGGGGACCUCGCCCGUGAUCCAAGACGACGACGGUAGCGACAAGCUCGUGACGCUAGCCGAGAGCUCGGCGUGCGUCGAGUACGUCUCUCACAAGCAUGGCGGCGGCCAGCUGUUCCUGGGACCGUCGCACCCGCAGUACGCCGACUUUCUGUACUGGUUCCACUUUGCCAACGGUACCUUCAUGCCGGCAUUGAGCCGCGUCAUGGCCUCUAGCCUCCCGGGCGCCGACUCCAGCAGCCCAAUGGCGGGCAUGGCGCGGGAGCGCUUUGCGAAGGGCCUCGCGGCGCUCAACAACCGACUGCGCGACAACGAGUGGCUCGCCGGAGGCGCAGAGUUCACAGCCGCUGACAUCAUGGCCGUGUUCCCCCUCACAACCAUGCGCUACUACUUUCCCUACAGCCUAGCUGAGCACCCCAACAUUACAAAGUACCUUGAGCGCGUCGGUCAGAGGCCCGCAUACCAGAGGGCCAUGAAGAUUGGAGACCCGGACAUGCAGCCGCUGCUGGCGGCGGAAGCCCCGGCAAAAGAUGCCAAGUGAGGAUAGGAGCGUGGUUGUUUUGGUUACAUAGGCCAUGAGAUUAAACGGAGGUUGUUGUCGAAGUGUGCUUGGGGCAUGGAUUUGGCACUUCGGAGAAUGGUAACAAC